Molecule: messenger RNA, 2412 nt
Organism: Leishmania braziliensis MHOM/BR/75/M2904
Lineage: Eukaryota; Euglenozoa; Kinetoplastea; Trypanosomatida; Trypanosomatidae
Exons: 1
Coding region: 1-2412 (803 amino acids)
Source: RefSeq, a predicted model, not a curated record
AUGUCACCCAUCCACAAGAAGCGCGUUGAAGUGCUUCGCCUGGGUGUGAAGGGCACGGCUGGGGACCUGAACAACCUCCACCGUCCCGCUGGUGCGCCGUCGUGGAAAGACCAGCAGUUACCGCUGAAGUUCUCCCCUACCAGCAGCGCCACGGCGUCGGCGGCGACCAUGGCAGCGACUGAGGACUUGCGGUGUACCACUCCCCCUGGCGAAGAAAACCUGGCUAACUCCACCCCUGUUCCCUCGGCCCCCGCGGAGGCAGCGGCGGCAACAAUCCUCGACAGCCGCCGUCGUGUCUUCCCCACCCCUCUGACGUCUUUGCCCCCCCACCAUCGGUUCAUCAAUGGGUUCAGUUUCGGCUCUUCCCGAACGAUCACAUCGGCCUGCAUAGAGUGGUGCCCUACACCCGACGCAGGGAAGACCGCGGCUGCAGACAACGGUGCGGCGACGGUAGCGGAGAGGAUGACAGCGCGCAGCAUGGCUCCCGCCACUCAACACAUCCCUGCCGACUCUGUCGACAUGUCCUCCGCCUCCACGGUCGCCGCCGCCCCGUUAUCAUCAGUGGCGGCACUCGCGCCCCCACACUAUCCAGGCGACGACUACGUCGCCUUCAUCCGCUCGCUGCCUCGCCGCGCCGCCUCUAUCGCCAUCCCCUCCCUGCGCAUCCUCUGCGAGCGGCUGCGCAGGAUGUCGCUCAAGCAGAUUCUGUGGGUCAUCUUCCUUGUCGCCCUCGUCAUGGUAGGCAACUUCAUGCAGAUCGUGAUGCUGAACUUCUGGCUCAUCUCCUUCCCCUCUGACGGCACCCCAGGUAACUACACCGCCUUCGCCCUCCCGGGCAUCCUCUUUGCCACCCUCUUUGUGCUCCUCCUCGGCGCCUACACCGUGAUUCGGCGGCCGUCACUGCGCUUCGCCAGGCACGCGCACGGCUGGCUCAUCCUCACCGGUGUUGGUUUCUGCGAUGCCAUCAACAGCUGGAUGGCCACGUACGCCGCGUCGUAUACAUCCGAGGUGCUGCAGGCACUCUCAUCAAACCUCUGUCCCCUCUACGCCGUGUUCCUGUCCAAGUGGAUCCUGCGUGACACGCGCCGCCACGCCAACGUCUACAUCGUCUCCGUCUUCGUGCUCACCAUAGGCGGCAUCCUCGCCGCCUCGCUCUACGGCCUCAUCAAGGACCGAAACAUGGGCGAGGGCAAGUGGUGGAUCCUCAUCUUCUUCCUCUCCAUGCCGUUUCGCGUCCUCAUGAACGUGUGGCAGUCCCUUUACAUGAUCAUCUACACCCACGACCCAGAAUUUGUCGCCUGGCUGCGGGCGCGGCUGACGACCGGGGAGGGGGGCACCGAGUCCUUCGCCUCCGCCGCCGUGGAGUGCGGCAACAAUGAGCCCACGUCCGACACCUCUGGCACCUUUGUCAGGGGUGGCACCGACGUGAUCGCUGACCGCACCUCGCCUCUGGAGAUAGACGGCGCUAAGGUAGGGUCAUUGAUGACGCACUACAACGACCAUGCGCUGAUGGGUGGGCUCGAGGACGAGGUGGACAACGACGAAAUUCUGGUCAACGCAGGACCUGCAGGGCGUGCCAAGACGAAGCCAACAAACUCGGUGACGCGCGGCGCCGCAGAUGCUAACAACGAUGAUGCUGUGGCGGACAUCUCCGAGGCGCAUGCGCCGGUGACGAGCGAUGGAAUUGACAACGCUGCCGGUGGCGCUGCUGUCGUCUCCGCCGCAUCGCCCGACGUGCUCGUUGCGAGUCUUGAGAACGUGCAGGAUGUGGUGUAUAACGCGGGCGGUGCUGAGGGCUGCGAAGACGUGUGUCCGACUGCGGCUGCCGCGCCACCGCUGCUGACGCAGACGAUGUUCACGGUUCGCUACAACCAAGGUGAGGACACCAUCGUCAAGCUCGUCAUGCUGGCGGGUGAGACAACGAUACAGAUGUGUUUUACGCUGUGCCUGCUCCCAGCGGAUGCGCUGCCGUGGUGGGGCAACAGCAACACAGUCAGCGCGACGUGGGACAACUUCGUCGAUGGGAUUCGGUGUGUCUUCACAAUCCGGGAGAAUUUUCUCUACUGUUUCCUGUACACCCUCGGGUUCGUCUUCACCUACAUCGGGUGCGCCUAUCUGAACCACUACAGCGCCGCCUUGUGCUCUAUCGUCACCCAACUCUCCUCGCCAGUCACAGCGCUGAUGCUCGUCAUUGUACCUAGUUGGAACGUGCAGCUGGACGGUGACUCGCCGUGGUACUACAACCUGAUCGCCAUCUUCUUCCUGUGUGUCGCAGCUCUCCUCUACGUCAUGUGGGAAGAGAUGACGGAUGACAAGAAGGUGCAAGCGGAGUACGAGCUGAAGAUGAACGAGCUGCACGUGCGUCCGUCGUCGCACGAAGCAGCGCCGCACCUCGUUACAAUUGAAGGAUGA